AUGGGACAAGCCCAGUCGCAUGAGAAGCGACACUCACGAACAGGUUCAGUCAAUCGGAGCACAGCGUCCCAAUCGCAAAGCAUAGGAAAGGCAACUCCAACAAGCCAUCAGGACCCAUGGUCGCCCCCACCGUACUCCGCUGAACCCACAGCGAAUAUGCCCAUGCCAUCAGCAGCGUCGAGCACCUCAUCAGGCGACUCGCCAUAUUCAUUCCUACGCGAGUUUGACACCAUAUUCCUUGUUGAUGAUAGCACAUCCAUGCGCGGGCGGCGUUGGAAGGAGGCCGAAGAUGCUAUCGCCGCGAUCGCUCCGAUCUGCACGCAGUAUGACAGGGACGGAAUCGACGUGUGGUUCCUCAACCAUCGCCGAGAUACUGGUCGAAGGGGGCCGGGGUCAUACCCAAACAUUACGCUGGCAGACAACGUCCGGGAGAUUUUUGGCAGCGUGCAUCCCCAGGGUCCGACGCCGUUCGGCCGCCGCUUGAUGGAUAUCCUGGGGCCCUACAUCCGUGACCUGGAGAAAAAGGUCGCCGCCAGCGAUAGGUUCGAGGACUCCACGCAGCUGGUCAAGCCCUUGAACAUCAUUGCCAUCACCGAUGGGGCGUUCACGGAUGACGCGGAAAGCGUCAUCGUCAACAUGGCCCAGCGACUCGACAAGAUCUCGGCCGUGCCCUGGCAGGUCGGGAUUCAGUUCUUCCAGAUCGGCGAUGACCCCGUGGCGCGGCAGUAUCUGCAGGACCUGGACGAUGAGCUCGGCAAGAUGACACAUCAGAAGAAUUUGCGCGAUAUGGUCGACACCGUGCCGUGGCGAGGCGACAAGGGGCAGACCCUGAGUGCAGAUGGCAUUCUGAAGUGCGUGCUGGGGGCAGUGAACCGGAUGUAUGAUAAGCGGGACGGGCAUCAUUGA
This is a messenger RNA of Aspergillus japonicus CBS 114.51, 906 nucleotides long. RefSeq lists its product as uncharacterized. Bases 1 to 906 code for a protein of 301 amino acids. The record is from RefSeq and is a predicted model, not a curated record. The transcript has a single exon. Lineage: Eukaryota; Fungi; Ascomycota; Eurotiomycetes; Eurotiales; Aspergillaceae.